GAGUACAGGAAACGCAUCACGUUCUUAAAAACGCAAACCGGUAAUGUGGAUUUAGCUCUAAGCUAACGCCACCUACGUGGUUGGUUUGCUGCUAAACGGUUAAGUGUAAGUGUUUUCUCGUUAACGACUAGAUCUUUUAAACUGUAUUUAUAAGGAAAUAGUCCCGGUAAACUCGCUGCCAGACAGAGAGCUGUCUUCCUGCUCUGGGAUCACUCCGCCGCCUUCGCUGCGCUCUUCGGCCUCGUUUCCAGCCUCAGUCGGUGGAUGAGCCUGGCCAGUCGCCGCCUUCCUAGAUGAAGAUGUCCCUGGCUCAGCGAGUCUUCCUCUCCUGGAUCUUCGCCCUGGUCUUCCUCAUCAUGCUUGCCCUCAAGCUGGACUCCAAAAUCCACUGGAACUGGUUCCUGAUCUUCCUCCCCGUCUGGACCUUUGACACCAUCCUCAUCCUCAUGCAGAUCGUGGAGAUGGCGGGUCGCUGCAAGCCGGACUUUGACCCUAGGGACGAGGAGAAGAGCGUGAAGAGGAGGCUGUGGUACCUGACAGCCCUGCUCCUCAAGCUGGCCUUCUGUCUGACUCUGUGCUCCCGGCUGGAGAAGCUGACGGACAUCUGGGUCAGUGUGGUGUGUGUCCCACUUUGGGUGCUGCUGGGUGGAGCGCUGCUGGAACUGGGAUACAGUGUUUUCCACUACAGGAGGGACUGAACGAGGGGAGAAACCCUUACAAAACGGAGACAUUGUUAUUUUUUAAAAAUAUAUAUUCACCUCUUUACUGAGGAUGCACAGUUUUAGUUAUUGUUUUAAAACCUGCUGCUCUUCAGUUGUAUGGGACUGCACCAUAACAAGCGAAAACUUUGGUAUAAUUUUCUCUCCUCACUAGGAGUUCAUUGUCAUUGCCUGACUAAAUUGCACUUUGCUUUA
This is a messenger RNA of Gambusia affinis (western mosquitofish), 914 nucleotides long. It is a transcript of the gene tmem60, whose product is annotated as transmembrane protein 60. The transcript has 2 exons. The record is from RefSeq and is a predicted model, not a curated record. NCBI's taxonomy places the organism in Eukaryota, Metazoa, Chordata, Actinopteri, Cyprinodontiformes, Poeciliidae. Bases 294 to 698 code for a protein of 134 amino acids.